UGAGACCUCCUUUUCUUUGCCCCCCAUCUAAACUACAAACCGAGUAUAACAGAGAAAACGCGAACGAUCAAACGUUUCCCAACCGGCGGCUCUGUGUUUGUUUUACGCUCAGAGCUUUAUUGUUAGAGUUGUUCCUAAAGAGUUGUUGCCGGCCGGGAUAUUUCUUUAACUUUCUCGUAUAUUUGUUGGUAGGAAGCAGAGCUCCUUUUAGCGUUCGCCCGAUUCACUCCUCCGUGUUGCAACGUUAGCAGGCAGGAGUGUGGCAGAAACGAAAGGCAAACAAAUUUAACUCCUUCAUCUCAUCAGCUCUGGUCGCUUCUCGGUCCAACUUGAAGGUCCCUGCCCUUCAGACACAUGGCUGCUAAUCCACCAGGACAAGCCUUCCCAAACAAGGCGCGGGUGGCAAUCCUGGCAGAGCUGGAGAAGGAGAAGAGGCGCCUGAGGGAGACUCAGUCCAUGAAUGUUCCAGGAGCCAGCAUCCCACUGUCCAGACCAAACGUGAAGGAGUUCAGAGACAGCGCGGAGCUGCAACACAUCGCCGCUCAGCAGAGAGCUGCUUUGCAGCAUGCUCACGCACAUUCUUCAGGCUUCUUCAUCACUCAGGACUCCUCGUUCGGGAACCUCAUUCUCCCUGUCCUUCCACGCCUGGAGCCACAGUCAUGACCUUUGACUCCCUGGCCUCCACUCCUGCGGCCCCUCUGAGACGAAAUAAAAGUGCUAUUGUUCCCUUUGUUUUCAAUUACGCCUGGGUAAUGAGACUUAAUUAUUUCGUCUUAUUAAAAGAAAACCCCGGAGAGUCUUUCUCUGUCUCUCAUACAUUCUUCUCAUUGGGAAAUGACAAUCGGACACGCCGUGACCCCCCCCCCCCCCCAUGGUGGCUCUGAACACAGCAGCGGCUCAGCUCCUCUGACACAGCACAACUGAAGGCACGUCCUGACAAGUGUUUACAUUUCUGGUCUGCUUAAUAAAUCAUGCUUCUUUGAACAA
Molecule: messenger RNA, 987 nt
Organism: Fundulus heteroclitus (mummichog)
Lineage: Eukaryota; Metazoa; Chordata; Actinopteri; Cyprinodontiformes; Fundulidae
Product: SOSS complex subunit C
Exons: 4
Coding region: 355-663 (102 amino acids)
Biological process (GO): DNA repair
Cellular component (GO): nucleoplasm; nucleus; SOSS complex
Source: RefSeq, a predicted model, not a curated record